Messenger RNA from Nothobranchius furzeri (turquoise killifish), 3058 nucleotides. It is a transcript of the gene cog7, whose product is annotated as component of oligomeric golgi complex 7. Gene Ontology annotation, biological process: retrograde vesicle-mediated transport, Golgi to endoplasmic reticulum; intracellular protein transport; Golgi organization. Lineage: Eukaryota; Metazoa; Chordata; Actinopteri; Cyprinodontiformes; Nothobranchiidae. The record is from RefSeq and is a predicted model, not a curated record. Gene Ontology annotation, cellular component: COG complex.
GGGAACUUAAAUACAGAGCGCAUGAGGAAGUUGUUGUCACCACUAAAAAAACUGCCAGAAGAACGAUGUGUUUACUCAUUUUUAGACCGUGAAUAUUAAAAAAACAACUCUGGAGGAGGCCAUCGCCCUACUGGAGCUAUAUUUAGUUGUGAUGCUAAUUUCAUUUUCGUGGGCAAUUUACUUUAUAUUCGUGUCGAAGCCGUUGUUUGGGAAGAGCGUCGUCUGGUCCAGUCGGUGACAGGCUGGACCAGAACGGUUUGACUGAAGUCUGGGCCGUUUGUUUCACCGGUGAAGAGCUCAAAUGGAUUUCUCAAAGUUCUUGGACGAUGAUUUUGAUGUGAAGGACUGGGUGAACGGAGCCUUCAAGGUGGUGCAGAAGGAAGCACCGGGGAAGGCGGACACCCAUGCGGCCACGCUGGUGAUGAAACUCCAGCUGUUCAUCCAGGAGGUCAACAAUGCUAUUGAGGAGUCCAGUAUCCAAGCCCUGCAGAACAUGCCGCGGGUGCUGCGCGACGCGGACGCUCUGAAACAGGAGGCGACCUUCUUAAAGGAGCAGAUGGUCCUCGUGAAGGAGGAUAUAAAGAAGUUUGAGCAGGAAACUGUGCAGUCCAUGCAGGUGCUGGUGGAAAUAGAUCAGGUGAAAGGUCGAAUGCAGCAGGCUGUGGAGGCUCUUCAGGAGGCAGACAAAUGGAGCACGCUGAGCGCAGACAUCGAAGAGACCUUCAAAACUCAGGACCUUGCUGUCAUUUCUUCCAAGCUGACAAGCAUGCAGAACAGCCUGGCCAUGCUAGUGGACACACCAGAUUAUUCUGAGAAGUGUGUCCACCUUGAGGCUCUGAAAAACAGACUGGAGGCCAUGGCCAGCCCUCAGAUAGUAGCCACCUUUAACUCCAUGUCUAUAGAGCAAGCCAAGCUGUUUGUUAAAGUCUUCACAGAGAUUGACAGAAUGCCACAGCUCCUAGCGUACUACUACAAGUGCCACAAGGGCCAGCUGGUGGGCGUAUGGCGGGACCUCUCUCAGACCGAGCUGGCUUUGAAUCAGUGGCUGUCUGAGUUCUACGACACCCUGCUCUCCACUUGGCACUCUCAGGUCCAGUGGAGCAGCCAGGUGUUCAAGAACCCAUAUGAGGUGGUGACAGUGCUGCUGAUCCAGACCCUGGGGGCCAUGGUGCCGUCCAUCCCCGUGUGCCUGAGCACUGCCAUGGACCGUGCUGCUCCAGAGGAGCGCCUGGACACGCUGUUGGAGCUCCAUCAGACCACGUCCACCUUUGGACUCAGCCUGGAGGCGGCCAUGCUCCCUCACUUGGGUGAGAAUAACCUACUGAAGGUGAACGAGCUGGUCUCUGCACUGUAUGAUCCCUACAAACCAUUCCAGCUACAGUACGGAGAGCUGGAGGAGGCUUUCCUCCUCAUCCAGAUCAGCGCCGUCCCGCUGGAGCAUGGGGAGGUAAUUGAUUGUGUAGAAGAGCUGAGCCACUCAGUGGGCAAGUUGUUUGGUCUGGCUGGUGCUGCGGUGGACCGCUGUGUCAGACUGACUGAUGGACUCGCCGUGUGUGGUCUCCUCAAAGCUCUCAAAGCCCUUUUCACCAAGUAUGUGUCGGACUUCUCCACAACGCUCCAGUCAGUCAGGAAGAAGUGUAAACUUGAGGAGGUGCCAAGCUCGUCUGCUUUUCAGGAGGACUGGACGGCCUUUCAGAAUUCAGUCAGGAUUAUUGCCACGUGUGGAGAUUUGCUGAGACAGUGUGGAGCGUUUGAGCAGCAGCUGUCCAACAAGAUCCUGAGCACGGCAGGUAAGUACUUAUCAGAGUCGUACAGCCCUCGCAGUCUGGCAGGCAUCCAGGAGGCCAGCUCCGCCGAGAGGAAGAGUGCCACCAAAAACCCAUGGCAGGAGUACAACUACCUUCAGAGAGGAAACGUGGCUGAGUACAACAACCUGAUGGAGGUCCUUUACUCAUUAAAGGAAAAGGGCACAGGCAACUCCAGCUUGUUAGCUGAGCCCAGAUCAGCUCUGAUCAGACUCAAUCAGCAGGCCAACCAGCUGGCCUUCGACUCCGUCUUCCUGCAGAUCAAACACCAGCUCUGCCUCGUCUCCAAGAUGGAGACUCAUGGGGCUGCUGGUAUCGGAGAGAGCUACACAGAAGACCUGCCGACGUUCAGCCUGUCACCACAGGAGUACAUCACAAAUAUAGGACAGUACCUGAUGUCUCUGCCGCUUCACCUGGAGCCUUUCGUGACCCAGGAGGACUCUGCGUUGGAGAUGGCCUUACAUGCUGGGAAGCUGCCUUUCCCUCCGGAGCAAGGUGACGACAUUCCUGAGCUGGACAACACAGCAGAUUACUGGCUGGGUUCCAUCGCCAGGGCAACCAUGCAGACCUACUGUGAUGCCAUUCUGCUGAUUCCCCAACUCACUCCCCGUUUCACCAAACAGCUGGCCACAGAUAUCGACUAUCUGAGCAACGUGAUGGACGCUCUGGGCCUCCAGCCGUCCCGCACGCUCCAGCACAUCGUCGCGCUGCUGAGGGCUAAACCUGAAGACUACAGGCAGACGGCCAAGCUGCUGCCCCGACGCCUCGCCUCCACCAUCGCCGCUCUCCGGAGCAUCGACUACUAACGCCGAGGAAAGGACUCUGUAGGUAUGAAGAGCCCACGGGCAUCAUCAGAGACUUCCUGUGUAGUAAACAAAACCAUGAAUGUGGCUUUGUUAGAACUGGUUUACUGUUGUUGGCUUCACUACGACGUGGAGCCUCGGUAAUAUUAAAACAUUGAAAUCGGGAUUUUGUUUUUUACUGUUUCAUUCCUUGUUUCCUCUGAGUUAAAUGUGUCACUUACUUCUGUUUCCUGUGUUUAUAAAAAGGGGAACACGUAAAAUCUGUAUUAUUCAGAGAUGGCGUUGCUCCUAUAACCUGAUCUUUGUUAAGGGAACCCUUUCAUCCAGUGUAAGGAGAAAACUGUUUUUAUGUCGUGGCUGACUGAGGCUGUACGUUUUAUUUUGGGCAGAGGAUUUAGCUUUUCUAUUUGUUUUCAUUGCGAAAAUCUGUAAAUAAAAGAUUGAUACUAU